Molecule: messenger RNA, 2481 nt
Organism: Heteronotia binoei (common prickly gecko)
Lineage: Eukaryota; Metazoa; Chordata; Lepidosauria; Squamata; Gekkonidae
Product: chloride channel protein ClC-Kb-like
Exons: 22
Coding region: 1-2481 (826 amino acids)
Biological process (GO): transmembrane transport; chloride transport
Cellular component (GO): membrane
Molecular function (GO): voltage-gated chloride channel activity
Source: RefSeq, a predicted model, not a curated record
AUGGCAUGGUGCGGCCGGCGGAGACCCAGGGAGGGGGAGCCCCACAGCGUGGCCCCUGGGAGCCAGGCCCAGAAGAGACUCCUGGAGGAAUCCUUCGGCAAGCUCUUCCGGGAGCCUGAGCCCCAGAAGUGGCACUGGGCCAAGGUGCUGCUGCGUGACCUGAGACCCCUGGGCCUCUACAUCCGGGCCCAGAGCCUCAAGCUUGGCGAAGACUGGCUCUUCCUCUUCCUCCUUGGCAUCUCCAUGGCAACCAUCAGCUUUGGCCUGGACGUGAUCAUCUCCAAGUUCCAGCGAUUCAACCUGUGGGCUUACGAUGAGCUGGAGGGCUACCGCCACCUCCAGUAUUUCUCCUGGACUUUAUACCACGUGGCUUUGAUGGCGGCCUCAGCCGCUGCUGCCAAAUACAUCUCGGCCCCAGCUGCAGGCUCCGGGAUUCCUGAGCUGAAGGUGGCCCUCCGAGGGGUUGUGCUCCACGAGUUCUUCACCUUGCGUACCUUUGUGGCCAAGCUGUUGGGGAUAAUUUGCACUUUAGCAGGUGGAAGCACGAUCUUCCUUGGGAAAGUGGGACCCUUUGUGCACAUGGCCACGAUCCUGGCCACGCUACUGGGCAGAGUCAUGGUGUGGUACGCAGGCUCCACUGAGAACCCCUCGCGGAAGUACGAGCUGCUGAUUGCGGGGGCCGCCGUGGGCGUGGCUUGCUGUUUCGUGGCUCCUGUCGGAGGGGUCCUCUUUGGCGUGGAGGUCACAGGAACCCACUUUGCCGUGCGCCAUUACUGGCGUGGGUUCUUUGCCGCGACAUGCGCAGCCCUUACCUUCCGCUUGCUAGCAAUGGUCAACAACACCAGAGAGACGGUGGCUGUCCUCUUCCGGACCAGCUGGCGCGUGGAGUUCCCCUACGACCUGCCGGAGCUGCUGUCCUACGCAAUCCUGGGAGGCCUUUGCGGAAUCCUCUGUUGCAUCUAUCUCUUCUGCCACCGAAACAUGCUGAUGAUUUUCCAGAACACACCCAAAAUCAACCAGUUCAUGAAGAACAACAGAAUCCUGUACGCUGGACUUGUAUCGCUUCUUCUGGCAAGCCUCACAUUCCCCCAUGCAAUGGGGCAAUAUAUUGGUGCCAGGCUUUCCAUGAAGGAGCUCCUGGAGACCUUUUUCAACAACAUGACCUGGGGGCUGGAAGACCCCUUCCGGGGCAACGCCACCCACCGGCCCCUCAACCUGACCCACGACACCACGUGGCUUCAGUGGACCCACCCAGACCUCUCCGCCCUGGAGAUGCUGUUCCUCUUUAUCGUGGCUAAGUUCUUCAUGCUCCUCGCUGCGACCACCAUGAUCGUGCCUGCUGGGUAUUUCCUCCCUGUCUUCGUCUAUGGAGCUGCUCUGGGCCGGCUCUACGGCGAGCUGAUGGCCAAAAUCUUCCCCGAUGGCAUCAUCGCUGACGGAAUCCGCAUCCAAGUCACACCGGCUGGCUAUGCCCUGGCAGGGGCAGCAGCGUACUCCGGGGCAGUGACCCAGACCAUUUCCACGGCCCUGCUGACCUUCGAGCUGACCGGGCAGAUGUCCCACAUCCUGCCGGUGCUGGUGGCCGUGCUCAUCGCCAAUGCCAUCAGCCAGCGCUGGCAGCCCUCCUUCUUCGACGGCAUCAUCCUCGUGAAGAAGCUGCCCUUUCUGCCCAAGCUCUCCAUGGCCAAGAGCGGAGGCCAUGAUAUUUAUGCAGAGGACUUUAUGGUGACGGAUCUCAAAUAUUUGACCCGAGAAAGCAGAUUCAAGGAUCUCCGGGCUUUGCUCAGCGCCUCCACCCUCAAGCAGUUCCCCCUGGUGGACUCUGAAGAAUCGCGUGUUCUGCUGGGGUCCAUUAAGAGGAAGUAUCUCUCCGCUCUGCUGUCGGACCAGCUCAGUGCCGAAAAGAGACUUCAGUACCUGCUCAGCCGAUCGGACGGGGCUGCUGGACCUCAGGAGCCAGACUCUCAACUGCAGGAGCUGGAUGGACACGCAGAGGAAGGCAAGAAAUUAGAAACACCCAGAGAAGCAGAGGGAUCGUCUUCUGAUGCCACUGAAAACUCAUGGGCAGAAGGAGCUGAGGAAGAGCCGUUGAAAAGCAUGGCCUGUGCUGGAGAUGGUCCGUCCGAAAGAGAGAAGCACGUACGCUACUAUGGGAUGGUGGAAGAAUGGGAAUGCCGGCAGUUGCAGGAAGCCCUCCGCCUGGAUGAGCUGCCCAUGGACCCCGCGCCUUACCGCCUGCUGGAGAGGGAAACCCUUUACGAGUGUUACGACCUCUUCAACCUCCUGGGCCUCCACAUCGCUUACGUGACCAACAUGGGCCGCCUGGUCGGGGUGGUCAGCCUCAAAGAGCUGAAGAGUGCCGUGGAAGGGUGCGUCAAGGGUACCUUUGCUGGCCGUGCCCCACGGCAGUCCCCCGGGCCUGAGGAUGAGCAGGAACGGAACGUGCUGGAAGGUGGCAAAGUUGGCAGCUCCCAGGUGUAG